Messenger RNA from Cydia fagiglandana, 17607 nucleotides. RefSeq names its product intermembrane lipid transfer protein Vps13D (gene Vps13D). The transcript has 73 exons. Gene Ontology annotation, cellular component: extrinsic component of membrane. The coding region runs from base 317 to 12973 and encodes 4218 amino acids. Gene Ontology annotation, biological process: protein retention in Golgi apparatus; protein targeting to vacuole; mitochondrion organization. The record is from RefSeq and is a predicted model, not a curated record. Lineage: Eukaryota; Metazoa; Arthropoda; Insecta; Lepidoptera; Tortricidae.
AAUACAUUUUUGAACGCAAGUUCAAAUGUCAAGUUGAACAGCUGUCAAGUUAAGUCAUUCAUCCCGUGCUGUCAAUUUUUUUCAAUAGGAUUUCAUAAAAAUAUAAUGAAAACAUAGAUAAAUUUAAACCAUUACACGCCGAAAGCAUGGCUCAAUUGCGCAAUUAGCAAAUAAACUAGAUGUGUAAUAGCGCGAUGUUAAUAACGGUUUAUAGGACUCGAAGUGUAUGUUAUUGAAUUUGUGUCAGUGAUUUUGGGAUAGAAAGUGAUCUGAGAGUAGGAGUGCAGUGCAAAGGGGGUAGGAGCGAUCAUGCACGAUGUUGGAGGGGCUGGUGGCAUGGGUCUUGAACAAUUACUUGGGGAAAUAUGUGGAGAAUCUCAAUACAGACCAGCUCAGUGUUGCGCUGCUCUCAGGGAAGGUGGAACUGGAGAACCUCCCCCUAAAGAAGGAUGCCCUCCGCCACCUUGGACUGCCGGUGGAAGUCCGAGCAGGCUUCAUCGGCAAGGUGCAACUGCAGGUUCCAGUGCGACAGAUCCGCUCUGCACCAUGGCUGAUUGCUAUCGAAAAGCUGUAUCUUGUUGCGGCACCUGUCAAUUUGGAUGAGUGGGACAGCGCAACCGAAGCGCAUUAUGCGCACGAGCGCAAGGUGGCGCUACUGGACGCGCUGGAAGCGCAAUGGCGCGCGGCGCAAGAAGCCAUGGCGGCAGACGCGUCGUACUACGCGGCGUCUUAUUCAUCGUGGCUUAGCUACGGCACUGGGUUCCUGGCCAAUAUCGUGGAGAACUUGCAGUUGAAGCUCAACGACGUCCACAUCCGCUACGAGGACGCCGUCACCUGUUCCCCCCACGCCUUCGCGUGCGGCCUCACCGCCGCCGCCCUCUCCGCUGAGUCCUGCGACGCGAGCUGGAAGCGCGGCUUUACAUUACUACCAACUACAGGCGACGGCUGUUCGUUCAAGUUGCUGGAGCUGCAGCGGUUGGCGGUGUACUGGGACGUCAUGCCGCCCAACGAGAUGAUGGCGGACUGCUCUAUGAGCGAGCUCACGGAACGCAUGUCACAAACCUGGCUCGGCAUCCACCAGUGGCUGCUGGCGCCGGCGACAGCGACGGCGCGGGUGCGCCGCGAGCGGACCGAGCAGCCGCUGCGCUCGCGCACGCGGCCCCGGCUCACCGCGCACCUCACGCUCGACACCGUGCUGCUCAACCUGACACAGAGGCAGUACAGCGAAGCGGUGGGCUGCUCCCUAGGCCUGGAACGCAUAGCGCGCCUGCGUGAGUUCCGCUCCCUCCGCCCCGCCGUCCCCGUGCGGCAGGGGGCGCGACUCUGGUGGCUGUACGCGCUCCGGUGCCACUACCCCGACCACACCUGGAUGGAGCCAGCGCCGACGUGGGGAUCCUGCUUAGCGCAAGCGCGAGCAGCGCGGCAAUACGUGGAAAUCUGUCUCAGUCUGCUAUCCAACCCCGCUGCCACACUACCGCCAGAUAAAAAGGCGGCGAAGGACGAGUUCGAGUGGAAGACCCCUCUGCAUUUACUGAAGCCGCUGAGAGAGAUCGCAAUGCGAAGAGUCCCCCUCGCAACGCCGGUGUCCACGCCCUCGCGGGCCGGCGCGCCCGGGCGCUCCAUGCUGGUGCAGUGGUUCCCGCAGUGGUGGGGCUGGUACGGCGCGCCGGAGCCCGGCGCCGCGCCGGCCGCCCCGCCGGCCGCCCCGCCAGAUUUGGAGGAGGAGAUAUUGGACGUGAUCGCGGACUCGCUGGAGAAUAACACCAUGUUGAAGAGGGACACCGUGUUUGGCAAGUUCGAGUUCGUGCUGAAUAAGGGGUGCUUGAAUUUGUGUAUGGAACCGGAGGUGGAAAACAAAGAGCCAUCAUCACCCGGUUCAGAAGCGGCCGUGGGGCUCGAGCUCCAAUUCAGCGCCGUCGCCGUCGGUCUAGAGUCCCGCGUGCGCGCCGGCUCCCACGCGCUCCACGUAUCUCUAGGCGGAGUGUCGCUGCGAGAACGCAUCACACCGGGGUCUCUGUUCCCCGUGCUGGUCGCGCCGGCACCGCUCGGUACGAGAAGCAGCGUCGGCCGACAGACGGAACAGGAGCCGCUCUUCCAACUGCUGUAUGAAAAGAGGCCGUUCGGAUUGAACGCGGAUUACAAGUUGUGGGUGAAGUCGGCGCCGCUGGAGGUGGUGUACUGCCUGGCGGCGGCGCGCUGGGCGCAGCAGUGGGCGGCCGAGCCGUGGGGGCACGGCGCCGGCGCCGCGCGGCCCUACGCGGCCGUGCGCGACCACACGCGCGCCAAGCUCAUCACGCAGUGGGAGCACAUGCUGCACCCCGGCGUGGGCGAGCGAAGAUCCUGGCAGGUGGAAUUAGACAUCUCAGCCCCUCAGAUAUUAUUCGUUGAAUCCCUGACUGAUCGAGAUUCGUCGGUGCUUGUAUUGGAUUUCGGUCGGCUUCGGCUGGCGAACGCAGACGCGAUUGACCAUGUGCCGGAUAGCGGUAGCGUGGAUGACGAGGAAAUGUUCAUGACCCCAUGUUCUACGCCGCCGGGCAGCCUACUGUCGCCCGGGUCGCCGCCCGAGCCUCCGGCGGUGACACCGGCACAGCCUGGAUUACUAGCCAUGCGUCUACACAAUCGAUUGUACGAUAGAUAUACGAUAGAGUUCAGCGACCUCCAGAUCUUGGUGGGGCGCGCGCGGGACAACUGGAAAUACGCGCACGCAAAGACUACGUCGUCGCUGCAUCUGCUGGACAGGUUUAGCAUAUCGCUUCAAGCGGAGCGGCGUGUGGUCCAUACAACGGACCCUCAAUACCCGACGGCCACCCUCUGUGGCACCCUGCCCGCAUUGGUGGUGCAUCUCAGUGAACAGAAGGUGUUUGCUGUGAGGUCCGUCAUCGCGAGCUCACCACUGUUUGCCACUGAUGCGUCCCGCACUGACAAAGCCGAAGGCGCAGGCGCCGAUGAACCCGACGGUGUAUCUGAGAGCAGCGAGAGUUCCGACACGGAACCUUCGUCGCACUCCUCGCACAAACAUGCUACGCUCUUCAUGGUGCAGUUUGCCAUCGACCAGAUGUCGCUCGAGGUGCAAUCUCGCGGCCGCAGCAUCGCCGAGGUCCAAGUAUGUGGGGUCAAAGCAACAGCCACGGCGCGACCUUCAGAGCUGGCGCUGGCGCUAUCCGUACAUUCGCUGCUGCUGGUGGACGCGCUGCAGACUUACGGGCCAGACUUCGAGCUGCUGGUCGCCAGCCACAAGCACGUGGGGAUGGACACGGCAUCGGGCAGCAUCCGCGGCUCGGAGCCCACGUCGCCCACGUCACCAUCGUCGCCUGACGCACGAGCGCCGCCGCCGCAUGCGCUGCAGGCCGCGCUUUAUUCACUUACCGGCAGGAAUCCCGCGGAAGCAGACCGCACCAGCCCUGGCCCGACCUGGCCCAACACCAGCUGGAACACUAGCUACAACACCGCGUGGGGUUCCACCAGCAACUGGAACUCCAGCAACUCGCAGCCUUGGAACAAUACUGGAACAAGUAACUGGAGCGGGAACUGGGGCGGCGCGGUGGACUCCGAGGCGCUGAUAGCGGUGGAGCUGACGCUGGUGAAGGGGGAGAAUGGCUCCGAGGACUUGAGGAUAGCGAAUAUAUUGUUCAACAAUUUGGAUAUCAUUGCGAACCAGGAAACUAUAGUGGAGUUGAUCGGCUUUACGCAGCGGGUGUUUGGCAGCAGUGGGGCGAAGAAACCUGAGCCCGCGGAGCCCCCCAAGCCUACGCCCUCCACUGAAGAUGAAGUCAAGGAGGUGCGAACAGAAAUCACGUUCGACUUCCACCGCCUGGGCGUGCUGCUGCUGCGGGCGGCGGUACAUGAUGGCGCCGUGGUCGCCAAGAAGAUCGCCACGGCCACCGUCAGCGAGGCGCGCAUACAGGCCACCGUCGAUGCGUCCCGCGUGGAAGUAGACGGGUCGCUCGGCGGCGUGCAGGUGGUGUCGCUGUGCGAGGGCGCGGGGCUGCACACGCGCGUGCUGAGCGCCGGCCGCGCGCCCGCGCCCGCAGCCAUGCCCGACCAGCGCGCGCUGCUAUUUACUAUUACGCGACGGGUCACGGCAGACGGUGAGGCUACAACAGGUGUGGAAGCCUCAGUAGCCCUCCAUGUCGCCAGCGUGUGGGUGACGCACUCCAGUGCCUUACUCCGAGAGCUCCGCUCCUGCCUCACGGAGUUCAAGCAGUACCUCGCUAACCUGGCUCGCUCGAUCCGCGCCGCCGCCCACGACAUGGCCGUGGGACUCGUGGCCAGGGGUGACACGCUUUAUGCAAACCCGAAGAUUUCAACGUCAAUGGAGGGUGUAUCGCCGCGGCGUCGCACCACGAGUGUAGGGUACUCUAUUGACGAGCCUGCCGAGGAAAUCAAUCUCACAGUAAACAUCGAACUGGAAUCGCCAGUGGUGGUGGUACCCCGUUCAGCGUUAUCGCCGCAAGUAUUUGUGGCCCACCUCGGCCGCAUGAGCCUCGCCAACCGGCCGCGCGGGCACCGAGCCGCCUACCGCGUGCGCGUCACCGACAUCUCGCUCGCGUCCGUGGACGUGAGCUCCAAACUGAAGCAGACGACGCUGAGCGCCGAAAGCAUGCCGUCCAUCUACGACGCCAGCGGCGGCAAGCCUGUCUUACACAACACGGCGCUACAGCUAGCCGUGCAUUAUGGGCACCUCGAGCCGAACGCUGAGCCACAGUGCGAAGUGACUGGUCAUGUGGUGGGCGGUCUCCACGUCUCGGCGCGUCGCGAACAAUACGAGCAGCUGUUGGACACUAUAAGAUAUCUCAGCGCCGCCGACGAGCAUGCACCCGCGCCUAUGCCGACCCAACAGUACCAUCAGGAGUCGAUGUCGGUACGCGAGAUGGAGCCGGCAGUGCCGACGCUGCGGCUGGACCCCGCGCUGCGCGCCGCCGUGCUCGCCGUGCCGCCCCCGCGCGCCGCGCCGCAGCCCCCCCACCCGCGCGCGCAGCACGUGCCGCUCUCAGGUACACACACACACACACACAGCCCCCCCACCCGCGCGCGCAGCACGUGCCGCUCUCAGGUACACACACACACACACACACACACACAGGUAGAGAUGGAGCCGGCAGUGCCGACGCUGCGGCUGGACCCCGCGCUGCGCGCCGCCGUGCUCGCCGUGCCGCCCCCGCGCGCCGCGUCGCAGCCCCCCCACCCGCGCGCGCAGCACGUGCCGCUCUCAGAGAUGGAGCCGGCAGUGCCGACGCUGCGGCUGGACCCCGCGCUGCGCGCCGCCGUGCUCGCCGUGCCGCCCCCGCGCGCCGCGUCGCAGCCCCCCCACCCGCGCGCGCAGCACGUAGAGAUGGAGCCGGCAGUGCCGACACUGCGGCUGGACCCCGCGCUGCGCGCCGCCGUGCUCGCCGUGCCGCCCCCGCGCGCCGCGUCGCAGCCCCCCCACCCGCGCGCGCAGCACGUAGAGAUGGAGCCGGCAGUGCCGACGCUGCGGCUGGACCCCGCGCUGCGCGCCGCCGUGCUCGCCGUGCCGCCCCCGCGCGCCGCGCCGCAGCCCCCCCACCCGCGCGCGCAGCACGUGCCGCUCUCAGUGCAUUUUGAGCUGUCAUCAUUCACGGUGGAGCUGCGUGCCGACCUCGGCCGCGGCGAGCGUAGUUUAGUACAACUGGCGUUCCGAGAGUUCGCCGUGCGCCUGCGACGACCACGCCCGCACGAAUCAGACCUACACGUAUCUCUCCACUCUGUAACAAUGGAGGACUUGACACAAGAUCCGGAAUCCAAGCACCGCAUGCUGCUGGUGUCGCACGCGCCGCACGUGCCCGCCAAGGCCGUGUUCGUGUCCAAGUCGUGCCCCGACUUCGGCCGCGCGCCGCGCGCCGCGCGCACCGUGUCGCUGCCGAGCGGCCUCAAUGUAGACAGAGAGUAUCACCGCAGCAAACGUGACAGUAAAUGCGGCCCGACCCCGCCCUGCUCGCCGGAGCUCGGCGUCACAGUUGAGACGGAGACAGCGGACGCUGAAGCGGAGGCGGACGCGGAAGAGGGCGCCGGCGACGGGCUUGUCAACGUGACCGUGCGGAUACGAGACCCGCAGCAUCAGAACUUUCACGAUCUGUAUAAUCGAGUAUCUCGCCAUACUCGAGUCCGCUUCAACUGCCUAAAGUUAGUAGUCAGCAUCGAUAGUUGGGUAGCGGUGUUGGACUUCUUUGGAGUGGCCGGGGAAGACGCGGACGAAAUAUCGGAGCCUCAGCCUAGUGCAGAAACCAGCGUAUCCCCAUCCGAACAAUCACCCGAAGAAGGCACAACGCAAACCGAAAUGUCCAUUCGCUCUCUAAGCGUGGUCUUAGUCGGCGCGCGCGGGGAAGUGUGCUCAGCGCGCGCUCUCCGGCUCCGCGCUAACGCGCAAGCGCACGCUUCCGCGCACACGCGGUCGUUACGCGUAGCUGUGGGCGGGUUGCACUUGGCGGAUUUGACGCCACGUGCGCCGCUGUGGAGGGAUAGACUGAGGACGCAUGGAGAUAAAGCCCUCGAAAUACUGUAUACGAGACUCAGCGCCACAGAAGCGGCGGAGGCCGGCUACGAAACGUCCCUCACCGUCGCCCUCGGUCCAGCCACAUACGUCCACACAAAACGCUUCAUACACGAGCUAUACGCGUUCGCGCACGACUUCAGACAGCUGCGGCGCGUCAUCGUGCAAGCGAGACAGAAGGUGUCAGUAUCAGUGGGCGUGUCACCAACAAGCCGUCAACGUCUGUCCGUGCGCUGCCUGUCCCCUGUCAUAGUGCUACCCGUGUCCGGCCGAAGCCGCGGCGCUCUCCGCGCCGAGCUGACGGAGCUCACCAUAGACAACUGCUUUAGGAAGGCGGGGGAUGCUGACACUGUCAGCACGAGGACAGACCCUGACGCUGGUUACUACGAGCUACUGGACGUGCGCACGAUCCGGCUGGAGCAGCUGAGCGUGUGGUGCGCGCGCGGCGGGCGCGGGCUGCGCGUGCGCCGCGCCGGCGCGCCGCUGCUGCCCGCGCCCGCGCGCCUGCUGCUGCAGGUGGAGCGCAACCUCGGCGACACGCACAACGUACCGGACAUGACGGUGCAAGGCACGCUGGCCACUCUACAAUGCGCGUUAGACCCGGCGCAGUACCGGCUGGUACGCGGCGUGUUAGCACACAACCUGGGCGAGUGUGUGGCCGACCUGCCCCCGCACGUGCCACUCCCAGCCACGACGGCGCCGCACCAUGAACAGGUGUGGACAACAUCAUCCAUCAAACUGGACCUCCUCGAUGUUACUGUGGAACUGGAGCCGGAGCAUGGCGUCUCCUCGCUGGCUUGCAUCAACUUCAUCAAGUCCCGUCUGCUGCUCGAGACCUACUCCGACCUGAGCCAGGAUAUCGACCUGGUUUCGCAGGAGAUUCUCGUGAGCGACACGCGCUACGUGAACGAGCCUGCCAACAGGCGAGGGAACGUGUUCACGCACAUCGUGCAGCCCAUGGCGGACCAUCGGCACAGCGUGCAGGCAGAAGUUCACGCGAGAAAACGCGGCGAUUCUUCGGCGUACACGAUAUUAGUUAACAACAUGCGGCUGAUGGCCAUUUUGGAUUGGUGGGAAGCGGCGAACCAGUUCAUCAUGCAACUACCAUUGCCGCCCUGCGACCCUGACCAGCAGCAUUUGGAAGAGGCUCUGUCCGCAUCGCUAGGACAGAUGGGCGCAGUCUCAGCCGGAGCAGGCCACGACGGGCAAGUGGAACUCAAGCUGAACGUCACCGACUCGCAGCUCGUACUGGUUGAGGACGCCUCCAUAUGGGACACCAACGCUGUGAUACUCAAGAGUACGACGGUGAUCACAUACCGCGUCGCAGACGCAGCGAAGCCAGUAUCUUGCGAGCUGAAUGAGCUAGAAGUGUUCUCGUGUGUGCUAGGGCUGGAGGAAGAGACCGCGCUGGCCAUCGUCGACCCCGCCGCGGUCACGGUCGCGCUGCACAAGGACCGCUCGCUACACAUAUCAACGGGCACGUUGAACCUGCGAUUGUCGUACCACGACAUGCGCAUGUUCGCGUCGAUGAUACAGUCGCUACCCGCGCAAGUCCGCGCUGCACUCUCAGGCAAAACAGAAGAGGAAACAGUAGAUGCAGACGCACCGGCGAACAGUUUACACAUGCGGGCCGGGGCGCGCCUGCUGCCGCCGCGCUGGCUGCCGCUGCGCGCGCCGCCGCCGCAGCCCUCCGCGGUGUGGCCUCUGCGGGCCGUGCAGGUGACCGCUGAGUGCGUGACGCUCUGUGUGAUCGACGACUGUCUGGACUCGGACGUGCCGCUACUGGAGGUCUCUUUAGCUGACCUUAACGUGGAACAAGACCUGCGUAAGGUUGAAGAGUCAUUUUCGGACCCCGUGCUGGUGUCUACUCCGUGCGCGAGCUCCGGGGCCCCGGGCGCUACCGGCGCGGGCGCGGGCCGGCUGGGCGGCGCGCUGAGCGUGCACUACUAUAACCGCAUGCUGUCCGGCUGGGAGCCCGCCAUCGAGCCCUGGAGAUUCGAGACAUCAUGGGAGUACACGCUAACAAGCGGACUGGCGCUGGGCCGGCUGGCGGUGUCCGUGCGCUCGACGGAGGUGCUCAACACGAACAUCACGUCGUCGCUGGUGGAGCUGACGCAGCUGGUGCGCGCCAACUGGACCGCCGAUUACUACACGCAGCCGGUAUCCCUGGAUGCAUCGCCGAAAGGCAGCCCGGCGGGGCAUCGGCGGCGUUCACCGUUCGUGCCCUACGCUCUACGGAACCACACUGGGCAUAAGCUAUGGUUUACUACGCUACUAACUACCUGUGAUGUGUUGACGGAGACGACGGGGUGGAGCGGGCCGGACGACUCGUGGGUGGCGGUGCGCGGCGGCGACACGGAGCCGUUCUCGUUCGGCGCGCGGCGCGGGCGCGGCGCGCGCGCCGGCCCCGCCGUGCUGCACCAGCUGGCGCUGCGGCUCGACGCCUGGGGCCCGCCGGAUCCUGUGUGUGUGGACCGAGUCGGGGUGUUCUUCAGAACUCUCACUCAUUCGAAAACGGGCGCAGAAGCCCGGCUCGUGCUGGAAGUGUCGCUAGAAGGCUCGGCGCGCAAGCUGGUGACGGUGCGCUCGGCGCUCACGCUGCUCAACCGGCUGACUGUACCUGUUGAUGUUCGGCUGGAACCCGCUCCUGGUCAAUGGUCGGGCGGCAGCGGGCGCUGGACGUCGGUGGCCGCCGGCGGGCUGUGGGCCGCGCCGCUGUCGCCGCAGCCCGGGGGCGUGGCGGCGCGGCCCGCGCUGCGCGGCGCCUGCCCGCCCGCGCCUGCGCACGUGGACUGGCGCGUGCACGAGCGGUCGCUGCUGCACGUGGAGUGCCGCGCGCCGCCGCUUGACGUUUACAGAUUCUGCUGCGUGGUAGUCCGCGAGCGUUUCCCGCCGACCCGCGACCCGAACGCGGCCGGGCACGCCCUAACCCUCGUGCCAGCUCUCCGACUAGAGAACCUGCUACCGCUGGAGCUGCAGUUCAGAUGUUCAGGGUUGGAUGUGCAGAACGUUAGUGGUGCGUUGCCGCCCGCCGUCACGCGGCCCUUCCACGAGGUAAACGUUGAAGAAGGCGUAGAGCUUAGCGUGAAGAUAGAAGGCUUCGGUUGGUCUUCGACCCUGUCCGUGGGGGGCGCGGGAGGAAACUCCUUUACAGCGCGCCUCAAGCUUAAAGACUCGUGGGGCAGACGGUUGUACCUCAACGCAAGAGUCGCUGUCAAACCUACAGAUGGAAUCAAGAUAUCGAUCAGCGCAGCGUACUGGCUGGUGAACCGGACCGGGCUGCCGCUGGUGUUCCGCGCGGAGGGCGCGACGGCGCCGGCGGCGGGGCAGGGCGACGAGCACGAGGUGGCGCGCAUGGUGGCGCCGCUGCUGUUCGCCUUCGCGGAGGCCGACGGCGGCCCCACCGUCACCGCGCGGCUCGGCACCGGCGUCGCGCUCAACCAGGAGUGGUGUUCCCCAUUCGGGCUCGGCCCCGGCACGGCGGUGAAGAAGCUGACGGCCGGCGACAAGGUGUACGCCGUGGGCGUGUCCGUGCGCGCCGGCCGCGGCCGCUACCGGCACACCAACAUAGCCACACUCACACCGAGAUACCAGCUGCAUAACAACACGCCCUACCAUCUACAGUUCGCGCAGAAGUGCACCGCGACUACGUUGAACGACCCGGGUGCGCUGGCGACGCACGUGUCGGCGGUGGCGGGCUGCUACCUGCCGUGGCACUGGGCGCGCUGGGAGCGCGCGCAGCUGCUGUGCGUGCGCGUGCUGGGCGCCGGCGCCGCGCCGCGCACCGCCUGGUCGGGCGGCCUGCGCGUCGACUCCACGCGCGCCGUGCACAUCGCCUGCAGGGAAAACACCGGUGGUGGCGGCUACGUGUUCCUACGAGUAGAGGUAGUAGCACAGGGCGCUACUCUGUUCGUAGUACUGACGCACGCCGACAGCGCGCCGCCGCCUCUCCGGGUCGACAACCACUCGCCCGUCGCCAUCAUGUUCCACCAGGUGGGAUGUGGAGAAGAAUGCGUGGUGGGCGCUCACGGCUCCGUCCAAUGGGCUUUACCAGAACCCGAGGGACAAUCCGCCUUAGCGCUCCGAGCGCCGGGCGGCCCGCGGGCGACCUUGCCCCUUGACGCACUUGGCACGAAUGUCAUCCUGGCGUAUCAGAACUUUAUAUACGUGGCUUUCGAUAAGAGUGGUUCGUCGAAUGAUGAUUCUAUUCUAGUCUUGGAAGUGCCGUUGAACUCUACGCGAGUGAUUCUUGCACGGAAACGAUAUGGUGACAGAGGCCAAUUGUGGCGGCGCGGUCCCAACGACCAGCUGAUCCACGAAGGCAGCUCGCCACCGCAACCUACAGAUGCGUUGCUAACGGAUGAACCCACCUUAUCGCCACACGCAAUGGUGCUGGACAUAGAGGGCCCGGCACCGCGUCCGGGCCGCGCCGCGCCGCUCGUGCUGCGCCGCGCCGACCCGCGCCGCGCCUCCACGCAGGCGUGGCGGCUGGUCGGCGGCCGCAUGGCGUGCGCGCACGCCAACCUGUGCGUGCAGCCUGACGGCGGCCUUAUGGCGCUCACACAGGGGAGCCGAGUGGUGUUAGGUCUGCCGGACUCCUCCCGCGGACGAGUACCGUUACCACCGGAACAAGCGGUGGCGUGGCACACCCUGCGGCCCGGCUCGGGCCGGCUGUCCGUGGCGCUCUCGUGCGCCGGACCCACGCGCAUCGUCAGCAUCAGGGACCCGCAGGACCCGGAGUCCGGUUGGAUCGAGGGCGUGGAGACGGACUCUGAGGCUGAGGAGCCGCCGCGCCGCGAGUGGGAGGUGCAGGUCGCGCUGGCGGGCCUGUCGGUGUCGCUGAUAGCGCGGUCGCCGGCGCAGGAGCUCGUGCACGCGCUGCUGAGCGGCGUGCUGCUGCGCGUCGCCGCCGCGCGCGCCGCCGUGCUCGCGCUCUCCGUGCAGGACAUGCAGUGGGACAACCAGCUGCUGGGCACGCCGAGCCCCGUCCUGCUGUACUGCCUGCCCGGCACGCCCGGCUCGGCCGGCUCGGCCGGCACGCCGGCGCUGCACGCGGCCGCCGAGCUCAUGCAGGCGCCGGCGCGCCGGUAUAACGCGCUCUUCUUCAAGCACCUAGUAGUCGCUUUGCGGCCGCUCGCCAUCCGACUGGAGGAGAGACUGAUCCUGAAGCUAUGGUGGUGGGCGGCGCCGCCGGACGACGAGGCGCGCGAGGAGAUCGACGAGGCCGACUACGAGACUCGGCGCAUGCUCGACGAAGUGACCGCGCUGCACGCCAGGCGGUACUACUUCGCGCUCAUCAAGAUCAUACCGAGCCAGAUCCGCUUAUCCAUGACAACGGCGAGCAAGUUGGAGCGCGAGCUCGGCGCACUCAAACGUCGGCUCGGACUCACGAUGAUCAAGUUCGAGGAUGCGUGCGUGGAGCUCGAGCCGUUUGCGCGCGCGCAUGUCUUCGAGCCGGCGCCGUAUCUGGCACGGCAGAUGCUCAAGCAUUUCAAAGAUGAACUAAAAUGGCAAGCAGCGAAGAUCCUCGGUUCCGUGGAUUUCCUGGGCAAUCCGCUGGGCUUCGUGGCGGAUGUCUCGGAGGGCGUAUCCGGACUUAUAUACGAGGGCAACGUCGGGGCUUUACUCAAGAAUGUGACCCACGGCAUCUCUAACUCGGCCGCGAAAGUCACUGAAUCCUUGGGCGAUGGUCUAGAACGAGUAGUAGGUGAUGAAGCACACGAAGAGACGCGCCGUCGCAUCCGAAGUUCUGCCGCUGGUGCUCAUCUCUCUGCAGGCCUGCGCGGACUCGGACUCGGGAUACUCGGUGGCAUGACAUCUCUAGUGAAGCACAGCUACGAAGGCGCCGCAGCGGAAGGCCUGCCGGGGCUGCUGGCCGGCGUGGGCAAGGGGCUCGUGGGCACCGUCACCAAGCCGGUCAUCGGCGUGCUGGACCUCGCCGCCGAGACCGCCUCCGCGCUCCGGGACUCCGCGCGCCGCGCCGACAAGUGGGUGCCAAGUCGAGCGCGCGAGCCGCGCUGCGCGGCCGGCCCGGGCGGCCUGCUCCCUCGCUACGACGCGUCGCAAGCGGCCGGCGCGGCGCUCCUCCACCGACUGACCACAGACCCGGCCGAGGGUUUCCUCGCUUAUCGUGUGGUCCGCGACACGCCGCAUGACAUACGAGCGUUACUGUCGACCACGCAUCUACGGAUAUUCACGUGCAAGCACACGCAGCCGCAGAUCGUCAUGGAGACGCACCUCAGUAACCUGGUAUCGUGCGCGGCGGUGACCAUCGGCGGCGCGCACUUCGUGGAGCUGGGCGUGCGCGGCGGCGGCGGCGGCGGCGGCGAGGCGCUGCGCCGCCCGCGCGUGCAGUGCGACUCGGCGGCGCUGGCCGCCUGGCUCGCCAGCCACGCCGCCUACGCGCGCCGCCUGCACACCGAGGCCAAGCACACGCUGCCGCCCGACCAGCCCUGUCUAACCUAACACGAUCACACAGACUCGACAUAAUGACGACGACGACGACUUUAAUGUUUUAUGAACAAAAUAAUGGACUGACACCAUAAAAGCUAGUAUUUACGCGAAAUAAAACGUAAAAUACUCCUUUCAAUAAAAGAGGGACUCGUCGUUACGAUAGAAACGACAUUACUGUUUUUUAAAUUACUUACGUGCGCGAAAUAUUGACUGACAUCAUUAUUACCUACUACUAGCUAAACUUGACAAGCCUUAAACACAACCUAAAUAUCAUGAAAUACGAAUACAUGACGAUGACGACGAUGCCCUACGCUGACACUUGCACCUUUUAUUUCACGUAAUCGAAACGUGUCAAGUGUAACUUUUUGAUACUUGUUUUUGAGAGAAAUAUAAAAAAUUAAAUGACUACUUUGAAAGAUAGAUUUGAUUUUAAUAUACAGGGUCAUUUUUGGACCGUUAGCCGUAUUGUGCGAGGUGAUUAGGUAGGCCAUACUGAACACCUUUUUCUAUGGGACCAACUCCGAAAUCACAAAUUUUUUUUGGCCGUUUCAUACAUUUUGGUCGAGUGGAUGUCGACAUUUUCUAUGGGGAGGCAAAUUUUUUUUUGAUAUCGGGGUUGGCCCCAUAGAAAAAGUUGUUCAGUAUGACCUACCUAAUCACCUCGCACAAUAUGGCUAACGGUUCAAAAAUGACACUGUAUAAACGACAUUAAUGUUUCAUUAAAUAUAUUACCUACACGCUCGAAAAACGACUGACACCAUUUUACGUAUUAUCUCACUUAUCCAUAUUGACCUUAAAUCCCUUUAUAAGCGACUUGGCGAAAACUGUAAGCUUAUUUUGUAUCAAGACAAAACGUCUGUAUUGACGCUACUGCCAUCACAACUCACAUCUAUACAACGAGACAUCACAGACCUAUUAGAUUAUAACCUAGGCUAAAAUCAAUCUUAUAGAUCAUAUUUAGACAUAAAGGCUAAAACUCUGUGGCACACCCAAAGCAUGAAAGCGAACUGCCGAUCCAAUGUAUGCCGAUGUGGGAACGUCGUUCAAUAUCGAUAGAGCCGUGUGCUGCAGUGGGCUUAAAACGUAGAACCCAGUAUGUAUUUUAGAAUGAGGGAUUGUAUUUUUUAUGAGAUGCAGCCACUAAAUGCUCAAAAGUGCAUGAGUGCGUCGUAAUGUAAAAAUCCGCGGUAUAUUCGUGCGUUGCAGUAUGACGCAUUUGUGAGGAUCCUUACAUUACAACGCAAACUUACUCAGUGUGCAGCGAUAUUUAAUGCAAAUUGCAAAUAAUGCAUUUCCCCUGAAGAAUACAGAAAGAAUAAUGAAUAAUACAGUUUAUCAAAUGUAUUAAUAUCAAACAUUUAUGUAAGUAACUAGAUGGGUAUGUUUAAAUAUAGAUAAAUUAAUACUAUAACGCGUAAAGUAAAAAACUGAAACCACUGACAUCUGUAGUAGAUGGCGCCCUUGUUGUAAUUGGUUUCUCAAACGUGUUUUAGUAUUUUUUGUCUAUUUUUAAAAUUGGAGUGGACCUAGUGCCUACCUUUAUGUAAAUUGUUAAUAUACUUUAGUGCCUAUAGGGAACUAGAUUAUAGACCUUUGUAUUAUAUUUGUAUUUACUGAUAUAUCGAUGUGAUAGGAUAGCUGAUUAUUGAACAAUGUCGUGACAUGUUAAGUAGUAGGGUAAAAUCAUGCCUGGCCCUUUAAAGUAGGUACUGGUUUUCGUAGGAAAGACUCCACUUUUGCUUUAAAAACAAAGAAUACAGGCAUUACGACAUUAGUGACUAAACCCUAUAAGUUUUUGUUUUCCAUUUCGUAUCGAAAUGCAUUUUUGACGUUUUGACGUUGACGUUUCAGGUUCGACUCGAGAAUGUCAGGAGGUGACGUUAUACGUAUGGUUAACAUGUGGAUAUAGUUUUGAUAUCACAACUGAUUUAACGACAUGUCCUUUUGCAAAGCUUGACGUUUCGGCAUUGACAUAGCUACUUAUAAUAAAACUAGCCAUAUGGUAGCGACAUCUCAUGUCAGUUUUUCGAGUCAAAUAGGGACCCUGUUGAUAUGUUAGUACUAGGUGGAACAUGUAUUACAAAAUGUAGAUAUCUCAGUUACAACUGUACAGCUUUGAUUCACGAAAACGAUGCGUGAUUUCAUUGUAUAAAAGUGUGUAUGUCGUGUUGUGAAAUGAUAGUGUUAAAAAAAAAUGGUAAAUCGGCAUUUUCGAGACAAGAAAAAAAUGUUCUGACUCUAAGGGCUGAUUUAGACGGCGUGUGAACUCGCAUGCGAGUUUCAUUACGUUGCGGUUUUUGAUCGGUUAGUUGAAUUGGACGUAACCAACAGUCCGCAAUGUAACUAAAUUCGAAUGCGAGCUAGCACGCCGUCUAAUACCGUUCGAGAAAUGGGCCCCUGAUGUGAAUUCUUUGCGGAUGAGUGACGUAAUUGUUCGAAUAUUUUGAAUAAAGAAAGAAUUAUAUUUUGUGUAGGCGUGAAAGGAAAGAUGGUAAUGAGUAGAUUUUUGGUUGCAUGUCAACUAUGAGACGGUAUUUCAUAGACAAAGAAAUACUUAGCGCCACUUGCAUCAUCCCACUAACCCGGGGUUAAGCGGUUAAACCGUUAACCCGGUGGCAAAUUGUACUGGCAACCAUUAUAACUCCAGGUUUAACCGGUUGACCCCGGGUUAGUGAAUGGUGCAAGGGGCCCUUAGACGGGUAAACUAGUGCACAAUAUUAUAUUUGCAAAAUUGACAUCUGAAGUAGAUGACACUGUAUAGACAACAUUCGAUAAUCCAGUUACACUAAGGACGCUAAGCACGAAAAAUCUCGUACAUAGACCCGCCAUUUCCAUCUCUAUCGCACGCGCAUAAUUAUAUUUCUUUCCCGCAAAUGCUGCCAUCGGUCAAUGCCAAUGUGCGAGGGGGACAGCAAUAUAAGAAAUGGCGUGUCAAUGUACGAAAUUCUUCGUGUUCAGCGUUCUUAUUUUGCCAUAAAACAAAUGGCGUUGUACAGAGAUAUAUAUUUCAGCUCUCAAAAUUGAAGCUGCAAUAUUUUGUACUAUUUUACAUGUCAUAAUAAUUCUUUAUCCGUGGUUGGAGUAUAAAGCGAAAAGCUUUAGGCUGUGAUAAACAAUGACUAACGCUCAUUUAUUUUUCGUUUAUGUUUCGUUUUGUUGACCCGACGGAGGCAGUGCUUCAUAUUUUCUACUUUACUAGGUACUUCCUAAUUAGUUAUUGACUUUCUUCUCGACUUUAUGUGCCUCUAGGGUGUAAUAUGAUCACAAAAUGUAGCUAUGGAGCUAUGCUUUCUGUGGAAUGGACAAAAUAAGUAUGUCAAUUUUAUUUAGCUCACAAUCAUAAUUAUUAACCAGUGAGACUUUUAAGUGACCCUCGGUGAACCUUAAUGUCUUUGCCAUAAGGUUUACGACUUGUCAGUUAACAGUGUGGACUAUGCCCAUUUACGUAAAGCUUCGAAAUAUUAAAAAGUACUAAAACGGCUUCAUAGUAUUUAAUAAUAUUUCUCUUUAUUUAUUUUCCAAUUACGGUAAUAACCUUGUACCUACGUAUAGUUUUUAGCAAUACUUGUUAUGGUUGUCUGAAAUGGUAAAAAAUAACGAAAAUACUAAAGGUACAUUGUGUUGUAAUCUGUAUCAUGUAAUAAUGUAUAGGUAUCAGCAUCCAGAGUUGAGGUUACACAUACACAUACGACAACAAGACUAUCAUAUAAUGCCAUUUUAAAAGUGUUCUUUUCAUAUCGAUAUAAAGUACACAGCCAACUGCAGGAUACGCCAAAAAGUGUAUUUAAUGUAUUUAGUUUAAAAUAUCACAUUUCGUUAAAAAAAAUUACCUUUUUUUUGUAAUGAUUACUUUAUGCAGCAGUGUGUGUAUAACCUUAACUCAUUUGCUUUUAAUUAUCUAAAUAAAAACGGACUUAAUUUUCUUCAUUUUCGGUUCCAAGCGCGUUCUUGUGUCUGUAUGGUUUUCCUAGUCUUAGCGGCAGAGGGUAUUUAUUUACUUCUUAUAUUUUUAAGUAGGUAUAUUGUUAAUUUUAACGCUUGUUCGCACCGAAGGAACUGAUAUUUCCUACACACAUACGAUCCAAUAAAAUAUAACUGAGUGAUCAUGUAAUUAUGUCAUAAAAUUAUGUAUUAUAAUCAAAUCGAUAGAAAUAUUUGUUGACAACUAAUAAUAUGAAAAAACAUUAUUAAUCCCCAAAGAUUCCAUUUAUGAACUGUGCGAAAGUUUGCGGGCUGACAGAUUUUUUUUUGUGAAACAUGUUCCUGAAGAGGUUAGCGAAUGCGUUGUGAUAGAUUUAUUGUAUGGUCGCAGAAAUGUGUUCUACCCGAGGGCUCUAGGCGCUUUUUAGGUGCGUCAAAAAACCUCUAUAACUUGAAAAUCCACGAAUGUCUUGAAUCAUUCGCAUGUUAAUUCGCGAGUGUAGUCGCAUAUUUAAACGUAUGUACCAGCUCCUUUUGUGCGAACCUACAGUUCGAACACGAUAAAAUGGUGUUCACUUCCUCGAGCUUCGUGCUCGAACUGUAAACCUACCUCGUUGCCAAAGUUUGGUUCAGCCGCUGGUUGUUUGCAUCGUACACGCUUAUUUAUUGAAUGGUUGUAAGUUUAUUUAUAAGUUGAUAACAAUAAACUCUAUCCUUGAACAAAA